AGAAAACUCUGGGGUGCUGGGAACCAUGUAAAAGUCAUGAUUUAGAUUGUCAGGCGCAGGUGGAUGUCUAUUGUGAUCUUGGCUUUGAAUAUUUCCCCAUUUUUGCUUGUUGUUCCGAUCUUUCAUUUUCCGACAAAGGCGCAGAACCUGCUCGCGUCGCGCCCUAGAUACGAAUCCGUCGAAGUGAUCAGGAGUUGCUUCCUGUUUCACACGAAAUACUAAUCCUCAUGAAGAAUACGUAAGACAAGGGAGCCAAAAAAAUUGUCAUGCAUAGCUGCGUAUUGCAGUACGUCUCCC
Messenger RNA from Amoebophrya sp. A120, 297 nucleotides. The record is from the annotation of a GenBank genome assembly. Lineage: Eukaryota; Dinophyceae; Syndiniales; Amoebophryaceae.